UCGGCUCCACUGACGGGCCAGUAAUUAUGACUACGAUCAUCCACUUCCCGUAGAAUGUAUUAAGACCGUUCUUGUCUCGACAGUUAUCACUGAACAUUGAUAAUCGAAACCUCACCUCCUUGUAAUUACCCCCAACAAUUACUCGUUUAACACAAGACUAAUAUCCCACUUCAGAGGCUUUCCCUCUUCAACCCAACCCUUUCCCCUCCGUCCGGCCCCAUCCCAAACAUGGCGCUACAAGGCAAGCUCAGCCACCCGAAGCGGUUCAUCACCACGCACAACGACCAGGGUCAAGCCAUUAUAGACUCUACCAUCCCAGCCGAGGUACCCUUCGACGAACUCCCCAACAAGACGGCCGCCUUCGCGCAGUGCUACAUCACCAAGGGCUUCCCGACGCAGCUGUCGGACGGGGCCGACAUCAACGUCUACCAGCAGUACCUGGCCGACUCCCCGGGGCUGACCGUCUCGGACGGCACCGUGCUGCGAUACGUCGACAUGCCGCCAGGCCAGCUCUCGCCGAUGCACCGCACCAUCAGCCUAGACUACGGCGUCGUGAUAGAGGGCGAGGUCGAGCUGGUCCUCGACUCAGGAGAGACGAGGUUGUUGAGGCGUGGGGAUGUGUGCGUCCAGAGGGCGACGAUACACGCUUGGAGGAACGUCAGCGAGACGGGCUGGGCUAGGAUGCUGUAUAUCCUGCAGCCGGCGCAGCCGCUCAAGGCCGGUGGGAAGGAGCUGAAGGAGGAUUAUGGGGAUAUGCAGGGGGUGAGGGCGUCGUCUUAG
Messenger RNA from Phialemonium atrogriseum, 780 nucleotides. RefSeq lists its product as uncharacterized. Lineage: Eukaryota; Fungi; Ascomycota; Sordariomycetes; Cephalothecales; Cephalothecaceae. The coding region runs from base 229 to 780 and encodes 183 amino acids. The record is from RefSeq and is a predicted model, not a curated record. The transcript has a single exon.